Parascedosporium putredinis is the source of this 531-nucleotide messenger RNA. Lineage: Eukaryota; Fungi; Ascomycota; Sordariomycetes; Microascales; Microascaceae. The record is from the annotation of a GenBank genome assembly.
AUGUCCAUCGCCGCCCUCCGAAAGUCCCAACAGGACGACCUCUCGAAGCUCGCGCAAGACCACCUCCAGCACGAUCUCACGGAAGGUGACCGUCAAGUGCUGAACAAGGCCGCCACCAGGGUCGGCGCGCCCACCACUCUCGGCUCACUUGUCGGCGUGGGUCUCGGCGUCUUCUUCGCGUACAGGUUGCGCCGGGGCCGCGUCGACAUGUUCAACGCCUUCCGCGCCGCGCAGAAGCCUACCCAGGUCAUGUUUGCCGACGGACGUACAGAGGUCAUCCCCGAUAUCAGCAGCAUCAUGCGGCCCACGAGACUCGGCGAUGCCUUUACCUAUUUCUUCUGCGGGCUAGGCGGUCUGUUCCUUGGCGGUGAGGCGGGUUUCCUGACGGGCACUUGGUCGGCGACCAGGACAAUCCACAAGAACCCCGAGAGCGAGAAGCGAAUCGAGACCGCUUAUCGGAAAUUCAAGGCAGACUGCCUCCGGAGGGAGGCCAAGCUGUUAGAGUCUGGGGCUCCGGUGGCCUUUGCUUAG